AUGUCCAGCUCAGCCAUGAAGAAAAAGGUGUUAUUGAUGGGAAAAAGCGGGUCCGGGAAGACCAGUAUGAGAUCAAUCAUCUUUGCCAAUUAUAUUGCUCGAGACACACGUCGCCUCGGAGCAACAAUUGACGUGGAGCACUCCCACGUACGAUUCCUCGGCAAUCUCGUCUUGAAUCUUUGGGAUUGUGGAGGACAAGACACUUUCAUGGAGAACUACUUCACAAGCCAAAGGGACAACAUUUUUCGCAACGUGGAGGUGCUUAUUUAUGUUUUCGACGUGGAGAGCCGCGAGCUAGAGAAAGACAUGCAUUACUACCAGUCGUGUCUGGAAGCCAUCCUGCAGAAUUCCCCUGACGCCAAAGUCUUCUGUCUCGUGCACAAAAUGGAUCUGGUGCAGGAGGACCAGAGAGACUUGAUUUUUAAGGAACGUGAGGAAGACUUAAAGAGACUGUCUCGGCCUUUAGCGUGCACGUGCUUCAGGACGUCCAUCUGGGAUGAAACCCUGUACAAGGCGUGGUCCAGCAUUGUGUACCAGCUAAUCCCCAACGUUCAGCAACUGGAGACCAAUUUGAGGAAUUUUGCGCAGAUCAUCGAGGCGGAUGAAGUCCUUCUCUUUGAGAGAGCCACUUUCCUGGUGAUCUCCCACUACCAGUGCAAAGAGCAGCGGGACGCUCACCGCUUUGAGAAGAUCAGUAAUAUUAUCAAACAGUUCAAACUCAGCUGUAGUAAACUGGCAGCCUCUUUCCAGAGCAUGGAAGUGAGGAACUCCAACUUUGCGGCCUUUAUUGACGUCUUCACCUCCAACACAUAUGUCAUGGUUAUCAUGUCUGACCCGUCUAUUCCCUCUGCGGCCACCCUCAUCAAUAUCCGUAAUGCUAGGAAACACUUUGAGAAGUUGGAACGAGUGGACGGACCCAAACACAGUCUGCACAUGCGAAUGCGCUAG
This is a messenger RNA of Nerophis lumbriciformis (worm pipefish), 948 nucleotides long. The record is from RefSeq and is a predicted model, not a curated record. NCBI's taxonomy places the organism in Eukaryota, Metazoa, Chordata, Actinopteri, Syngnathiformes, Syngnathidae.